AAAUAUGAAGACUUUUCUACCGCCCAUACAUUUUAAUGGGUUGGAGGACGUUUGAAGGGAACCCCUGAUCCUAGCUGUCGGUCCUCCCAACCGUAUACUAUGCCGGUGACGAGCUGAAUGGGGGAAACGGUUCGGGUCUGAAUCGGUUCAUGUUGGCGGGGAGAGCCAUUCAUCUGCGGUGCGCCUGAUUCGAGGUCGAGCUAUCUUGGGGGGGGGGGUGAGGCUGCUGCUCGGAGCUUAUUAUCUCCCAGGAUAUAUACUACGUACCCUCCCCACCUCCCCCAUAGUAUUAUAUUUCCUCCUCUCGAUACUGGUAUAUGACCACUAUCAUUCUACUUCCUUUCUUAUAGGGGCCCGUAUUUUCAAUUUACACACGGGUUCCUUUCCUUUUUCUUCGUCCCUUCAUUCCCUUCUGUUUCUUAUUUCCCCAUUCGUUUUUCCAUCUUCACUGUUUCUCUUUCCUUUCCCUUCCCUUCUUCACUCCCUUCUUGAAACAACUUCGAUCGGUUUCCGGCCUUAUAAUAAUUGCAUUAUUUCCUUUCCAUCGUCCGCUGGCUGGUUCCGCCUAAUUCAGAUAUAUAUAUAUAUAACUAUUACGAAAACCUACGACGACAACGACAACGACGACGACGACCAUCAUUCGUUUAUCCCCUGUCAAACAUGGACAAUAACAACAACUCGCAUAUGUUUACAACCGACGCCCCAAGCUAUGAGGAUGCCAUGAAUGCCAGUAGGCGAGCCCCGCCUACAACUCACGAAUUAACACCUUACCUCGGAUUGCGUGCUCGGCUUUCGCAGGUCUGGUUCAACCGGUGGACGCUACUUCUUUUCCUUGUGCUGGUCAGGGUCAUCCUCGCCACACAAUCGCUUGACGGGGACUUGAGAUCUGCACGGAGGGAGGCGCUCUCGGCCUGUACCGGUGUCGAGAGCAUGGGCUCUGCCAUGGCCUCUAUGCCGCAUUACAUGUCCAAGGGAGUGAACGAGGUUGCAGCGAUGGGCAUCGAAACUGCCGUCAAGGCUCUCGAGAAGACACUUCUACUCCUUAUCACAGGUGUCCAGGAGAUUGUUGUCUUCGUCGUGAACAUGAUCACCUCUACCUACGUCUGUUUGAUCACCUUGGCCAUCCAAGGUUCUCUCGGCGCCGUUCUCGAGGCUACCGAGAAGAUUGCCGAUUUUGUCAACAACACCAUGGGAAAGAUCUUUGAUGACGUUGGGAGGGAUGUCAAAUCUGUCCAGGACGGGGUCAACAAAGUCUCCAAGGCUCUGGAAAAGGUUCCCAAUUUCUUCGGGAGCGAUAUCAGUUUCCCCGAGGUUAAACUUCCCAGUCUUGAUCAGUUGAAGAAGGUUCAGAUCCCGACGAGCUUCGACGACGAUUUGGCGAAACUGAAAGACAGCAUCCCUACAUUUGAUGAAGUACAGAAGGCUGCCCACGAUGCUAUCAGGAUUCCCUUUCAACUUAUCUCCAAAAAAGUCAAUGAAUCCAUCGGCGUGUACGAAUUCGAUCGUUCUGUAUUCCCCGUCCCCGAGAAGGAGAGGCUCACCUUUUGCUCCGACAAUCCCAAAAUCAAUAACUUUUUCGAUGGCCUGGAGGGCACCGUCGACAAGGUCAAGAAGAUCCUUAUCGGGGUCAUUAUCUGCCUGGCCAUCCUUGCGCUGAUCCCUAUGGCUUACCGCGAAUGGUGGAACUGGCGGACCACUCAGUCCCGAGCUUUUAUGCUUCAUACCGCCCCGACAUACGAUCCCGUCGAUGUGAUCCAGAUUGCGUCGCGGCCAUACUCCUCCUCGGUCGGCCUCAAAUUGGCCGGUCUAUUCAAGUCGUCACGACGCCAAACCCUGGUCCGCUGGGCGGUAGCCUACGCGACGUCGACUCCCGCGCUCUUUGUCUUGUCCCUUGGAAUCGCAGGACUGUUCGGCGUGUUGGCUCAGUACAUCCUGCUGAAACAGGUUGAGAGCGCGGCACCCGCCCUAGCUGCUGAGGUUGGGGAGUUUGCGGAUCUCGUCGUUAAGGAGCUUACGGCAGCUUCGAUGAGCUGGGCGGUAAAGACGAACUCGGCCAUUAACAGCACAAAUUCGGAUAUCAACAAGGAACUCUUCGGUUGGGUCGUUAACGGAACCGAUUCCCUGAACGACACCUUGACCGUAUUCGUUGACAAGAUGUACGAGGGCGUCGACAAGUUCUUUGGCAAGACACCCUUAGCCAAGCCAAUCAAGGACGUCCUCAACUGCCUUAUCGGCAUCAAAGUCAAGGGAAUACAGAAGGGGUUAACAUGGGCCAACGAAAACGCCCACAUCAACCUCCCGCUCCUCCCGAACGAUACUUUCUCCCUGGGUGCCGCUGAUUCCAUCGCCCCGGAGGCAUCAGGAGCGGCUAGCUUCCUCUCCGACACCUCCUCCCAAGCCUCCGACAUGAUCACGGACGUGGUUAUCAAGCUUACAAACAAGUGGGAAAAGAUGCUCACCGAGGAAGCCAUUAUAUCGGCCUGCAUAGUCGGCAUCUGGAUCCUCGUGCUCAUAAUCGCCCUCGUCCGAACAAUAGCCCUAUUCUACACCUCCGACAAGCACCGCGGCGAAGCUGGCGGCGGUCUCCCUCUCACGCCGGUCACACAACAGCGGUCCGCUCCCUCGCGUGGUGCGAAUAAUAACAACGGUAGCGGUGGAUUCAUCACGUCUCCCGUAUUUCCGGCCUUUGGUGGGAGCAGCAAUAGCAGCACUGGGGGCGGCAGCCCCGCGGGCGGAGAGAGUAUGUCGCCUGCGGAUGGGUACUACGAACCCGACGAGAAGGCUGAUCCGAAUGCGCGCUGGCUGCAGGUCGGUGGCUCCGUCGCCGUGGAGAAUUCGCAGGGAGAAUACAGGCGGAGCGUGCAUGCUAGCGUUCAUCCGGUUUAUCCGGGCAAGAACUGACUUGGAGUAGCUGGGGGACCAGGUUGGCUGGCAUCUGCUACUAGCAAUAUAAAGAAAAGCGGGUUGGCUUUCUUUCCUUCCUUCUCCUGUGUUUUGCAUUUUCAUUGGGAUUGGUAUUUUUUUUCUUGUUUUUUUUAUUCAUUCAUAGCGUUGUACUAUCAUUUUCUGCUUUGUUCGCAUCUGUGUCCGUUUGCACUUCCCUUUUAACUACAGAUUGUAUCAUGUAUUAUGGCUUACGAUAGAUCUUAAUACCUUUGUGUUGUGGUGGGGGUUGGUUUGGCCGUGUGGAGGAGAGGGGAAGGUGGAUUACAGCGCGGAGGAGGUUGUGGUGUUUGUAUAUUUGUGGUGGAUCGAUCCUUUGCUACGUGUGGGCGGCAGAGUUGUGGUUUUCCGCAAUUGGGGCGGAGUGGAUAGUGUAGACGUUAUUGAAGCAUUAUCCCUGCGGA
Tuber melanosporum (Perigord truffle) is the source of this 3347-nucleotide messenger RNA. RefSeq lists its product as uncharacterized. The transcript is spliced from 2 exons. NCBI's taxonomy places the organism in Eukaryota, Fungi, Ascomycota, Pezizomycetes, Pezizales, Tuberaceae. The coding region runs from base 661 to 2901 and encodes 746 amino acids. The record is from RefSeq and is a predicted model, not a curated record. Gene Ontology annotation, cellular component: mating projection tip.